Myzus persicae (green peach aphid) is the source of this 3140-nucleotide messenger RNA. RefSeq names its product aldose 1-epimerase-like. Gene Ontology annotation, molecular function: aldose 1-epimerase activity; carbohydrate binding. The coding region runs from base 32 to 1468 and encodes 478 amino acids. Lineage: Eukaryota; Metazoa; Arthropoda; Insecta; Hemiptera; Aphididae. Gene Ontology annotation, biological process: glucose metabolic process; beta-D-galactose catabolic process via UDP-galactose, Leloir pathway. The transcript has 5 exons. The record is from RefSeq and is a predicted model, not a curated record.
AUAGACUUAAUAAAAUAUUUUUAGCUUAAUAAUGGAUAGCCCUAAAAAACUUUCCUCUGAGACUAUGUUGUUAAAUCCAAUUAGUGCUGAUGUAUUGAAUGAUUUAACUUAUGUAACAGAAGAACAGCCAAAAAGUGUUAAUGAUACUAAUCUCAUCAUUGAAGACAACUAUGGAUGCAUAAAAGACGAUAAUGGUCAAAACGUCAGAGUGAUUAAAUAUACUUUAAAGAAUGAACAAAGAGUUGUUAUUGAAAUAAUUAAUUAUGGUGCUACUGUUAUUUCAUGCUGGGUACCAAAUGCACUGGGAGAACUAGAAGAUGUUUUACUUGGUUUUGACUCAAUUGAAGACUAUAGGUUACAGAAUACACACUCCAUUGGUGGUACAUUAGGCAGAGUAACAGAUUAUAUUAGCAAUGGUCGUCUUGAAAAUGACAAAGGUGAAAUUUAUGAACUUAUCAAAAAUCGUGAUGGUCAUCACUUCAAUGGUGGUGAAAAAGGAUUUGAUAAGGUCAUGUGGGAUGGUUAUGUGGCAGAUGGUGAACUGGUAUUAACGUAUUCAAGUAAAGAUGGUGAAGAAGGCUAUCCAGGAACAUUUCUAGCCCGGACAACAUUUCGGUUGACUUGCAAAAAUGAAUUGGUUGUAAACUAUGUAGGUAUGACAUCAAAAUCAACUCCAGUAAAUAUGGCCUCGAAUAUGUUCUUCAAUUUAGCUGGACAAAACACUGGAGAGUCUCAACUCAUGAAUCAUUCAAUAAUGGUCAAUGCUGAAGAAUACGUAGCAAUAAAAGUACCAGAACGAAGACCUGUUGGUUUGAUUAAAAAUGUACAACACACAUGUCUUGAUUUGCGUGUUCCAAGAUUAUUAAAAAAAGCUUUUCCUCUAGUUCCUGGUUUCGGAUACAAUCAUACGUUCAAAUUGUACAAAGGAAAAGAUCGAAAAGCAUUUAAUUUAGCAGCCAGUUUAGUACAUAAACAAAGUGGCCGCGUGUUGGAUAUUUACACCGAUAUGCCUUGUAUCUAUAUAAAUACUGCUCAAGAUUUUCCAAAUUAUGGUAAAUCGUUAUUCAAAGAAGAGGUUCUGAAAGUAACUAAUAUAGAAGCACCAAUAGCAAAAUUUGAUAAGUACGAAAGUGAACAAGAAAGUUUUAUGUCUGAAGAAUAUAAAUUUUCAAGUGACACAGAACUAAUAGAAGAAGAGCACAAUUUAGAUUAUGAGAUAAAAGAAUCUUCAACACAGGUUAAUGUCCAGGAAAUCAAGCCCCUUAAAGGCAAAUCGAAUACUAUAUAUAACAAACAUUCCGGAAUCUGCAUACGUCCACAACUAUUUCCAGAUGCUGUUGUACAUGUAAUCUUAUUGAUAAUUGUUAAUUUAUACAUGAACAAAAUUCAUUUUAAUAUUUGGAAAUGUUCUAGAAAAACUUCAACAGUAUUAUUCUUAAACCGUCAAAUAUGUAUAGCCAGCAAGUAAUUUAUAAAUUUGGAGUUAUUGCUUCAACAGAUUAAGAUGUUUGUCAAAAAAAUAAUAUAAUUUAUUGAAUUGAGAGUAACUUCAGAAAAUAAACAAAUCAACAAUGAUUAUAGGAAAUAACCAAGUGUAUAAAAUUAUAAAAAUAUAUGUGAAAGAAUGUACAAGUAACCGAGUUUACAUAAAUUAUAAAAAUACAUGUAUACAAAUGAAUGUACGUUUAUGUGAGGAAUUAGACUUGGAAACUACUGAACCAAUUAGCACAUUUUUUUUUUUUAGAGACUACAGUAUUUACAGCAACGUUUUUCAACUCCUGUAGGUGGUUCACAUAGAUGGCUCACACGUGCAUUUUGUUUUGACUCACAAAAAUCAUUUUUUUUUUUGUUUAUAUAACCAUGGGGUGGCUAUUGGCAUAGGCGGUGAUCGGGGGGCUUACGGGGACUUCCCCCCCCCCAAAAAAAAAUAAUUUUAAGUUCAAGCCCCCCUAAAAAUGUAAGAAACAAAGACAUACUUUACAGAUUACUGAAUGUUUUAGGGAUAAUUUAUUAUUAUUAUUAAAUAAAUACCUAAACUGUAAAAAAUAAGAAUUUUACAUCAAAUUUAUAAGUAAAUUUGUUUUUGUUUGGAUCCAAAAACUAUGUUUAAUAAUUAAUAAGGACUAGUAUCACACAUAAACGUACUAAACGCUGAACAUCAUACUAGGUAUAUCUACUUCUGAGUCAGUGGAUAUAGAAACUAUUUUAGCUAAAGAUUAUUUUAGAAUAAAUAUAUAUUUUAAAGUACUUGACUCUGUAAUGGUAAAUUUAAAAAAACGGUUUUCCAAUGAAAACUUGUCCUAUGCUGUUGGUGUUGAUGAAUUUAUUAAAUUAAAUUAUGAUGGAAGUACUCAGUUCAUUGAUCAUUAUAAGGUAUUUUGUAUAUUAUUUUAUAAAUAUUCAGUAGGUACUAAAUUAAUAUAUAAAAUUAUAAAUAAAAUGUUUACUCUAUAGGAUUUACAGGUUUUGAAUAUUUGUCAACUAAGUCUAAAGUCAGAAAUGAUGGUUGCUAAGAACUAUCUAGUUGAACCUGAAAUAGGCGAUAUUGAAGAUUUAAAAAAAAAUAUUUCACAUCAAGUCUUUCCUAAUUUUUGUAAAAUGCUCCAACUAGCUUUAACAUUGCCAAUUAGUGCAUACAUGCGAAAGAAGUUUUUCUGCUAUGAGGAAAAUUAAAACUUGGUUAAGGACAUCAAUACAAUAAAAAAAUUUAAUGAACUAUCAAUCUUAUACAUUGAAAAAGAUAAAACUAUAUCGUUACUAAAUGACACUAUUUUAAAUAUGUUUGAAAAAAAGUGUAAUAGGUUAAUACAAUUAAGUUAAAAAUGGCAAUUGUAUUUUAUUCAUUUUUUAUUUUUUGUGAGUAUUCUAAUUAGUAGGUAUAAUAAUGAGAAAUGUAAUCAUUUUAAUGAGUUAUUAAAUAUAAAAAAAGUGUUGGGGGUGUGGGGGCUUUGCCCCCACGGGUUUGUUUGCUACCAACUAUUUGAGCCCCCUCAAUAUUUCACAGGAUCUCCGCCUAUGGCCAUUGGUAACAGAAAUAUGAGACAUUCUAUAAUCUCAUAUUAUAUAAUAUUAUAUAAAUUAAUGAUUGUUUAUCCCUUAUACUCAAAAACAUUGAUUAUUAGCUAAUCAAAAUUAACAUC